Molecule: messenger RNA, 1035 nt
Organism: Penicillium brevicompactum
Lineage: Eukaryota; Fungi; Ascomycota; Eurotiomycetes; Eurotiales; Aspergillaceae
Exons: 1
Coding region: 1-1035 (344 amino acids)
Source: RefSeq, a predicted model, not a curated record
AUGGACCCCUACAAGCCCAAGUCAUUGGGUAGUCUUGCCACUGAACUCAUUCUGAUGGUCGGAAAAUCCCUGUCCCUAGGAGAUGUUCGCUCCCUUGCCAAGUCCAAUCGCCGAUUCUACAUGUUAUUCCAAGAUACCGUUUUACGGACCGUCUACUGCCACAUAUGCAAAGAAUUCCACGAACACAAAGGCGAUGGUUUUGGCCUAUCUGGCCCAGUUUCGCAAUCGACCUCCCAGCUCCCAUGUGCCCACUCCUGUCACGCCAAAUUGAGGUGCCUACAACUGCCCAACAUUCGUUCGGAAUACGUUUUCUACCAUGUGCAACUCAAAUCCGCUAUGAAACGGUUUCAUGUGGGCCAUAAAUGUGGAAUAACUACCCAGUCGCUCUCAUACAAAGAAGUGACCCAAUACUCUGGCUGGACAACUGAUCCCACAUUUGGCAAACACACCUUGUUCUCAGUCGAGGCCAUGAUAUGUGGCAACCCACCAAGCUUGCAUCUCCGAGCCCAGACAAUAAUUCUCUACCGUCGCGAUCAAGGAGCCGAGACAUUUCCCAGCAAGAUCUGUAUGAAGCUCUGGCGGGAUACUCUUUCAUUUGGGUGGAAAGACCUCAAUUCCAUGGUGACCCCUGCCGAAGAGCAUUACACAGACCAAACCAUCCGGCAAUUCUGUGUUGAAGAAACCACUCUUCGCAAGAUAAAUUGCGAAUGCUCAAUUAACCAUGAGCUUCGUGUCCACAAUCUGGCAGGCGGGGCCAGAGCCGCAUUCGUGGUUACAAAGUGGCUGGACUUGGGGGAAGGCCAAUUCCAAACUGAUCGCCGUUGGACACAAAACUGUACAAAUCGCUGGUAUCAGAACUUUGGACAAAGCAGAGCAGCAAGCCCGCGGGCAACAUUCGAGAAUGCAUGCCCCGAAGACAACUCUGCCCUGAAAGCUGGUCUUCGAAGCGUGGCCUGCCUUCGGGACCAAUCGUACCAAUGCUGGCAGCGCGUGAUAGUCUCGUCUGGGACCCAUUUCAAUGGAUGGGUCCAAUGA